UGCACAGGAGAGAAAAUGGCCGCGUCGCCCCUACUGCCACCCGGGGAGGAGCUGGUGGCCAUCGCCGUCUUUGCCUGGCCUCGGUGUCCCCGUCUCUGCGCGGCUCCCGGUUUGCCGUGCGGUCGGCCCCUCUCCGGUUUCCCGUGUCUUGGGGCCGCCCCGUGUGCGACUCCCGGGGUGGCCGGAGGCCAGAGAGGGCCGCGGGGGGCCGGGCCUCCCUGGGCUUCUUCGUGUGGGCCGAGCGGCCUCAGAGGGGCAGUCCGCGGCCGGAGUUUGGAUGUACUUCCUAGAGUGACUUGCCCAAAUCAUCCAGACUCCAUUUUAGUAGAGGAUUACAGAGCUGGUGAUAUGAUUUGUUCUGAGUGUGGGCUAGUAGUAGGUGACCGGGUCAUAGAUGUAGGGUCAGAGUGGAGAACUUUCAGCAAUGACAAAGCAACAAAAGAUCCAUCUCGAGUUGGGGAUACCCAGAAUCCUUUGUUGAGCGAUGGCGACUUGAGUACAAUGAUUGGCAAGGGCACAGGUGCAGCAAGUUUUGAUGAAUUUGGGAAUUCAAAGUACCAAAAUCGCAGAACUAUGAGCAGCUCUGAUCGUGCAAUGAUGAAUGCUUUUAAAGAAAUUACGAACAUGGCAGACAGAAUCAACCUCCCUAGAAAUAUAGUUGAUCGAACAAAUAAUUUAUUCAAGCAAGUGUAUGAGCAAAAGAGCCUGAAGGGAAGGAGUAAUGAUGCUAUUGCUUCUGCUUGUCUCUACAUAGCCUGUAGGCAGGAGGGUGUUCCAAGAACAUUUAAAGAAAUAUGUGCAGUGUCCAGGAUUUCAAAGAAAGAGAUAGGCCGGUGUUUUAAACUUAUUUUGAAAGCUCUUGAAACCAGUGUUGAUCUGAUUACAACUGGAGACUUCAUGUCAAGAUUCUGUUCCAAUCUGGGUCUUCCCAAACAAGUACAAAUGGCAGCAACACACAUUGCCCGUAAAGCUGUGGAAUUAGAUUUGGUUCCUGGGAGAAGCCCUAUCUCUGUAGCAGCUGCAGCUAUUUACAUGGCAUCACAAGCUUCUGCAGAGAAAAGGACACAAAAAGAAAUUGGUGACAUUGCUGGUGUGGCUGACGUUACGAUUAGACAAUCGUACAGGCUGAUCUACCCUCGAGCUCCAGAUCUCUUCCCAGCAGACUUCAAGUUUGAUACCCCAGUAGACAAACUACCACAGCUGUGAAAUUGCGGAGGGUUGCAUUUAAUUUCUAUUAAAAAAAACCCCCAACAGCAACAAACUUUUGAUUUUUGCCUAUAAUAAAGGAUGUACAAAGUGUUAAUAUUGGGUCUUCAUGUUGUGCAACUGGAGGAGAUGGAGAAUAACUGCUGGAUUGCAGCACACAUUCCAAGGGUAAACAAGCUCAUUGUGUGGCAUUUUGUAUGUAUAUAUUAGUGGAAGUAAAUAUUUAAUGACUGUUGCAAAAAACCUUAAUUUCAUAUUGUUGUACUUAUUUAGAUUUUUUUUGUAGGGAUCUAGUAAGAUGUAUUUUGGAAAAUUUAAAAUAUUAUGUAAUUCCCAAAUAAACUGUUUUCCAAAAACA
Molecule: messenger RNA, 1564 nt
Organism: Grus americana (Whooping crane)
Lineage: Eukaryota; Metazoa; Chordata; Aves; Gruiformes; Gruidae
Gene: GTF2B
Product: general transcription factor IIB
Exons: 7
Coding region: 16-1206 (396 amino acids)
Biological process (GO): transcription initiation at RNA polymerase II promoter; transcription preinitiation complex assembly
Cellular component (GO): transcription preinitiation complex; nucleus
Molecular function (GO): RNA polymerase II general transcription initiation factor activity; TBP-class protein binding
Source: RefSeq, a predicted model, not a curated record